AUGACGGACAAGCUCAAUAUCGAAGGGCUCCUCAAGGAGUCCAAGGCUGAAUAUAAGCGCUUGGGAAAGAGCGGUCUCAAGGUCUCGGUACCCAUCUUGGGUGCUAUGAGCAUUGGAAGUUCCAAAUGGCAGCCCUGGGUCAUCGAAGAGGAAGAGUCGCUACCGCUGCUGAAGGCUGCAUACGAUCGCGGUCUGACGACUUGGGAUACAGCCAAUGUUUACUCCAACGGUGUAUCUGAGGAACUGGUUGGCAAGGCCAUCAAGAAGUACAACCUACCUCGCGAUAAGCUAGUAAUUCUCACCAAAUGCUUUGGCUACGUCGGCGAGGACCCCGGUCUGCGAACCAUCCAGUACGGCAAAGAGCUGCCUCAGUUGAAAGACUAUGUAAACCAAGGUGGUCUCUCACGGCAGGCCAUCUUCAACGCUGUCAAUGCGUCGCUUAAGCGUCUUGACAUGGACUAUAUCGAUCUUCUGCAGAUUCACCGCUUCGAUCCAAACACGCCUCUGGAGGAGACCAUGGAGGCGCUGCACGAUCUGGUCAAGAGUGGGAAAGUUCGAUACAUCGGUGCUAGCUCCAUGUGGGCAGUGCAGUUUGCGCAAAUGCAGUUCACUGCUGAAAAGAACGGCUGGACAAAGUUCAUCAGCAUGCAGAACCACUACAACCUGCUCUACCGUGAGGAAGAGCGCGAGAUGAACCGGUUCUGCAAUGACACUGGUGUUGGUCUGAUCCCGUGGGCACCUCUUUGCCGUGGCCAUCUCGCUCGCCCUCCCUCUGCAUUUGGCUCGACUACUCGCUCAGAAGGCGAACAGAAGGCCGGUAACCAAACCUCUGGUAACACUGAACUUGACAAGGAGAUCAUUGCUCGCGUUGAAGAGAUCGCGAAGAAGCAUGACUGGAAAAUGAGCCACGUUGCCCUCGCAUGGAUCAACAAGCGUGUCGCAAGUCCAAUCAUCGGCUUCUCCAGCACAGACAGGAUGGAUGAAGCGCUUGCAGCGAGGGGCAAGGAGUUGACUGAGGAGGAGGAGAAGUACCUCGAGGAGUUAUACGAGCCCGUUAGGAUUGUUGGGCAUUCAUAG
Messenger RNA from Alternaria ethzedia, 1077 nucleotides. RefSeq lists its product as uncharacterized. The coding region runs from base 1 to 1077 and encodes 358 amino acids. Lineage: Eukaryota; Fungi; Ascomycota; Dothideomycetes; Pleosporales; Pleosporaceae. The transcript is spliced from 3 exons. The record is from RefSeq and is a predicted model, not a curated record.